Messenger RNA from Brienomyrus brachyistius, 2669 nucleotides. RefSeq names its product transmembrane protein 271-like. Bases 320 to 1111 code for a protein of 263 amino acids. The record is from RefSeq and is a predicted model, not a curated record. NCBI's taxonomy places the organism in Eukaryota, Metazoa, Chordata, Actinopteri, Osteoglossiformes, Mormyridae. The transcript has a single exon.
AGUCGUUUGCAACCGCCGAUAUGCAUGCUUAUAUAACAGCGUGGAUGGGGGAGUGGAGGUCAUGAGGGUAAUCGUUACCUUUAGGUUUGAUUUCGGGAGUUGGUGCUGCAAAAAGAGCACGCUUUUCCUAUCAAUAAUUAAUCCAGUUCUGGAGCAGCGGGAAAGGGGGAGAGAGCGUGCGGCUCAUGAGAUCCUCGUUUUGAAGAGCGAUCAUCGGCGAAUCAUGUCACAACCUGACAGCACUUCGAGAAGGGCUGAUGAGGAGGACAAAGGAGGAUGAAGGAGGGAGAGGGAACGGGAGAGGUAGAGGAGGAAUAUAAUGAAGUUGAGUGGGAAAGGACUGUGUACCAUCGUCUCCAACAGCCUCCUCUUCAUCUGUGCCAUGAGCUCGGUUGCCGUCGGAUUCAAAUGCUUCUCGCUGGGCUCCAAAGUAAAAGUGCAUUUCCACCUGGGUACGGCGGCCGGGGCUUUUUAUUCGGGGAUACUUGUCGGGCUGGGGCAGGUACUGCUCGGGUUCGCCCUGGUUUGUUGCAAAGGAAAGCCCGGGAUUCGGAAUUUCUUCCUUGUGGGUAUCCUGGUGUUCAUGCUGGGAGUUCUUACUGCCUUCUCCGGUGCCGUGGUGGACGGCGACACCGUGUCGCUGGUGGAUCGCAAAUAUUCCCACUAUUGCCUGGAGUCGCUGGAAUUAAAUCCCAUCUGCGCGCAGCUGAAGGAUUAUCAGAGAGGUCUGGUUAUAUCAACUAUCCUUAACACUUUGGAGUGUCUACUAGGUCUCCUGAACCUGGUGAUCAUUAAGAGGUAUCAGGCGGCGCAGUUUUACAGAAGGAGAUUAACGCAGCGGCAGAGCGUGGGGGCCAUCCUUUUCAAUGAGGAGCAAGACUUCACCGUGUCGGAAAUACAGCCGGUUUCUUACAUUAACCUGGGGGUAUUUCACGUGUUCGACGAGGCGGGUGUGGAAGUACAAUGCGGAGGUCACCCCUCAAUCGAACUCCCGGGAUACUCGCCCAUGGAUCCAGAACUAAACCAGUCCUAUCCAUUUUCUUACCCUCUUCCAAACGAACUACCGCCAGCAUAUGAAGACAUUUUUCCCGGAGAAGCGAGUAACAAAUAACCACUCCGAUAGAGAGAGAGAGAGAAAAAAAACUUUAGACAUGGGAUGUAAAACCUGCAGUGACAAUCAAUCCCUUCCAAUCCGGACUAAGUCAUGCUAUAAAAUUGUUGGGACAAUUGUGUCACAAGAUCUAUUCUAGAACCCAUUAUUAAUCAUAACCAAAAAACAACAAAGCAUAGAUACAUUUACAUCACUUUUAAAGUGGUUUCUUUCCGCAGCAGUGUGUAUUAGUUUACCAAAAUCUGUCAACCAAACGAUCUUAUUUCAGUGGGAAUGAAAUAGAUCGAGAAACCUAGUCACACGUGGUAAAUAUUGAAGCGACGUUGUGAUCUGCGUUUACACUCUAUUCACAUUACAUCUCAUUCAAGGUUUGUUACUGUAUGGCUUACCCUACAUAGUGCAUCCGUUUAAAAUAUGAAUAAAAUGUGUGCUACCCCUUGAUGUUACUAAGGCAUAUACCUGUAAAUUCUGCAAUAGCAUAUUAGAUUGUCACAUUUUUUAAUCAUAGUAGGUAGGUCAAAAUGCUUUAUAGUGUCCGUCAUACCCGUUACAAAACGACAAAACCAGAAUAGGCAAAAUUGCCUUCAGAACUUUUCAGUACUCAGAAAGUAUAAUUAAGUCAUUUGAAUGAUUUAAAUAGAAGCACAAAGCGCUGGAUUACGUAGAAGUGCGUUUUCGAUAUAAGCAAAAGUCGUGACGUUGAUAUACGGAAAGCAAAUGAACGGGGCUCCCAUCUGAGAUAAAAGCUCCCCCCCUUUCUCUGCACAAUAUAGCUGGAUGGAUUUUUGUAUCAGUUCAGCAUAUCCGAGCUGGUUCUGUUCUGUAAUCCAACCCCCCCCCCCCAUGUAAUGGUGGCAGUAUGGGAAUUUACUUCAUAUUGGCAGUUACUUUUUCGCCUCUGUAUUAUACCGCAAGUAUUUUCGGAUUGACGUAUAGCGAUACCAAUAUCGAGGACUAAGUUUUUGUUAUUCAAUUUAAGACGGAAAAAGGAGCAGGCUAAAGACUUUAAAUAUAGACAUUUAGCGGGCGUGCAUUGCAUGGAUAGUGAAAUAAUGUUGGAGCUUGAUUUACAUUUAACAUCUGCGCACCAUAUUUACCUAAAUUCUUAAUUUAAUUAUAUUAUAUUGCCCUGAUCAACAUAUAUGUAUGUGCAACCAAACAGAAAAGCUUAUUAGAGGUUAAUUUGCAUCGGGAAGCCAGAGGUAGACACAGGCAGGUUAAACCACCAAAAAGACCCAUCGUAAAUAUGAUUUAACGUGCUGCUAUAGCUACAGAAGUAUAUAUCAUAACAGUGGAGACUCCUUUGCAACAUGUGCCUUGGCGUUAUGGUACAGAGAGAACACUGAAAGUGCUUCACAUAUAGUUUAAACACAUUUGCUUUGGUUUGAUCUCCGGUUUAAUAAGAUAGUAUCCUUCACAGUCCAGUCAAAAUACCCAGGGCCCGAUUUCAAACUUCGAAACAACGGGUCUCUCCUGCAGUUACUAAAUAUGUAGUCGUUUUGCUUGUCUUUGGUACUAGCAUGUACGGGGGUCGGGGAGGGGGGAAUAGGUGAGAUGA